Drosophila navojoa is the source of this 831-nucleotide messenger RNA. RefSeq lists its product as uncharacterized. Lineage: Eukaryota; Metazoa; Arthropoda; Insecta; Diptera; Drosophilidae. The record is from RefSeq and is a predicted model, not a curated record.
AUGGCACAGACGCCGCUGCGACGGUCGCGCAUUGAACAGAUCCUGACAACGAGCCAGACGACGUGGACGUGGAAGCCGCUUCAUUUGGCGCCACACAUUAAAGUGCUACGACCGAGGUCCUUGCGGCCCGUAUCUCCCUCUCGCUGCGUGUGGCUUACUUGUGUGUGAGUGUGUGUGAGUGCGUAUUACUCUAUUAGUGUGUGCGUGUAUAUUUGACUGUGUGAUUUCGCGCGCUUUUGUGUCGCCUGCUUUAACUGUUUAUCCUGGCCAUUGCCUUAGCCCCGAAUCAAACAAAGGCGGCAGCCAGCACAAAGGACCGUCCAGAAUUCGAGUUGCGUGCUAUUUGCGGGCAUAUUGAUCAACUGCUGGCAAUUAAAUUCAAUUGCUGCUUAAAUUAGGCAUUUUACGGCCGCCAGACAACAAAAGCUCUGCACGAUUUAAGCCAAAUAGCGUCACCGGCUCAUAAACAUCAACAUAAGCGGAUCACAAGCUUAACCAAUUCAAGGUCUUCUGCUUGGGUCACAGCCAGUUUGACCGGAAGUUGCAUUAUAAGCACACAUCAAACGGAACAAAGCAACGCAUCAAGAUGGCGGGCGGCGGCAGGACAGCCGGCAAAUACGGAUAUUCAGACAACAAUUACUACAGUAGUCACUCGUACAAGAGCAUCAACGACGAAAUCAUACUGGUCAGCAUUAUAAUGGGCAUUACGAUAAUCGUUCUGAUCACGAUUGCCCUGUGCUACAUUGCGUAUGAGAAAUGCCACAAGAAGCGUGAAUAUUUUAUCAACGCCUAACGGGUGCACACAUCACAAAACAAACCAAAAACAUAUAA